Lemur catta (Ring-tailed lemur) is the source of this 519-nucleotide messenger RNA. Its product is annotated as Golgi apparatus membrane protein TVP23 homolog B-like. The transcript has a single exon. The coding region runs from base 1 to 519 and encodes 172 amino acids. Gene Ontology annotation, cellular component: Golgi membrane. The record is from RefSeq and is a predicted model, not a curated record. Lineage: Eukaryota; Metazoa; Chordata; Mammalia; Primates; Lemuridae. Gene Ontology annotation, biological process: protein secretion; vesicle-mediated transport.
AUGUUGCAUCAGGACAGUAAUGAUGACACUGAAGAUAUUUCACUGUUUGAUGAAGAAGAGGAGACAACUAACCAAAAAAAAUCCAAAAUUGGACAUCCAGUGGCAUCAUUUUUCCAUUUAUUCUUUGGAGUCAGUGCAAUUAUUGUCUGUCUUCUCUGUGAGUUGCUCAGCAACAGCUUUAUUGCCUGUCUGGUAACAAUUAUCUCGUUGUCGUCACAUGACUUUUGGGCAGUGAAGAAUGUCACAGGUAGACUAAUGGUUGGGCUACGUUGGUGGAAUUAUAUUGAUGAAGAUGGAAAGAGUCAUUGGGUGUUUGAGUCCAGGAAGGCAUCCCCUCAAGAGAAUAGAACUGUUUCAGAGGUUGAAUCAAGAACCUUUUCGUUAGGACGUAUUGCCAGCCCAGUGCUGUGGGUGAUAUUUGCCUUUAGUGCCCUCUUCUCCUUCAGAGUAAAGUGGUUGGUGGGGGUUAUGAUGGGCGUGGUGCUCCAAGGUGUGACUAUAUGGUCACAUCAGGUGUAA